AUGGAAGGUAAUAUCAACAUGAAAGGAAGCUCUACCAAAGCAAGAGAUGAGAAGUCUAAAGCUCCCGUGAAUGAUGAAGGUGGCAGGAAUUAUUACCCAGAGUUCUUGAAAAAAGCUACUCACCCAGGCGUAUGCCUGUGGCAUAUGCUUUUCAAAGCAGGAGCACUGGUCUCAUAUUUCCUUCUCAACCUAUUCAUUGAUAACUAUGUUAUGACUUUCAUCUCAGUAAUCCUCCUGAGUGCCUUCGAUUUCUGGGUAGUCAAAAAUAUCACAGGAAGGAUCCUAGUAGGACUCAGAUGGUGGAGUCAGGUCAAAGAAGAUGGAACUGAAGAAUGGUACUUCGAAAGUCUAGAAGAGAAAAAGAACGCAGGAAUUGAUAGCUUCAUCUUUUGGGCUAUUCUGUACAUAACUCCUUUAAUUUGGGCAAUUCUUGCAGUAGCUUCAGUUCUUUCAUUUGCUAUUUACAAUGUCACUCUGUGCUUAUCAGCUUUUGCUCUAAGUGGAACUAAUCUCUACGGCUACAUCAAAUGAGAAAGAGAUCAUAAGGGUAAAAUCAAGGGAUUCCUGGUGGACCAGGCUGUCAAGAGAGUUGAUCAGAAAGAUAUAAUCAACGCAGCAGGUUAUGCUGCAAAUGUUGGUUCCAGAUAAUCAUCACAG
Messenger RNA from Moneuplotes crassus, 657 nucleotides. The record is from the annotation of a GenBank genome assembly. Lineage: Eukaryota; Ciliophora; Spirotrichea; Euplotida; Euplotidae.